Cooperia oncophora is the source of this 2076-nucleotide messenger RNA. The record is from the annotation of a GenBank genome assembly. Lineage: Eukaryota; Metazoa; Nematoda; Chromadorea; Rhabditida; Trichostrongylidae.
AUGCCCAACGGCACCCCUUCGAAGUCAUCUCAUGAAUUCGCCGAUGGCCAGUUGUCACCAGCGUCGCUGCGGCGUCGCAGUACUCGUGCCAGUGCUCUGAAAGCUCAAGAGAAGAUUAAACUCAAAGAUGAUGUCGUUGUCACGACGAAUGUGGAUAGGGAGGAUGUUGAGGAAAGUGGCGAAUCGGCGCCAAAAAAACGACGGCUGCAAGUUGGAUCCGGCUUCGACCAGUUCAGCCAUAAGUUUGGACUGCGGGAACAAGAUGGAAAUGUGUAUCCUUUGACGGAUGAAAGCGAAGUGUCAUCUUUACACGACAAUGAGAUUCUGACGCUGAAGGCCAGCUAUGAAAAGCUAAUAAGCAAAGAGCUGACACCGGAACAGCGGCAUGAACGAACCCUUAUGAUUAAGCAAUGUGAGGCUGAGUUGCGAUUAGAGGAAGCCAAACUGAUGAUGUUGAAGAAAGUAAAAGCAAGUCAAAUGUUGGCCAAUCAAAAGCUUCAUGAAGCCAAGAAGGGAGUCGCCCAUAUGUCACUUAAUAACACCAGCGGUGCAUAUAAACCGCUAGUGGCGCCACCGUUGAACAAAAACGUCUCCAUGCCUACCAAUGGGAAAAACACGAGUUCGGCAUCGCGGACGAAUCCUGUUCUAGGCUUAGCUGGUCUGACGACUCAACAACAGCAAGAGCUUCUUCGCAGCGCGCAGGCCAACCCAGCAGCCUUGCAAGCUCUGCUUAUGCAAGCCGCAAAGAACGGACAAUCUCCAGCUCAAGCACUUGCUGCUCUUUUCGCAAAUCAUGCUUCCACCUCAUCACAGGUUGCCUCUGUAGCUCAACAAAUGAAAGAACAACGUGCAAAAGAGGAACUUAUUCUGAAGGAGCAGGCUGCAGCAGCUACACAGGCGAGCACUGCUGCACAACAGGCAAAAUUGUUAGCAGCACAAACACCACAACAACGCGCCGCCACGGCAAGGCAAGCUUUUCGCAUGCAAGCCGAUAAGCAACUCAUGCAGCAAAUCACCGCUCCUAAAGCACCUCCAAUCGAUUUGUUUUUCAUUCCAAACGGCUCGCAACCAGAUUUUUGCUACCUCGUCGGUCUAGAUCUCGUCGUUCAACGGGUACUCAAGGACAAGAACGUGUACAGAUCUGUUACCGAGAGACCAUACGAGUGCGAAGAAUGUGGCACAGAUUUUACGCCUUCAUGGAAGGCCAUCGGCACUUCUUCCUCCGAUAUGCAUCUCUAUUGCGAACAGUGUGUACGUACUGCUCAAAAACGCAAGAUUCGAACGGAUCACUCCAAUGUUUUGAAGAAGGCAUAUAACAAAAUUAAUAGCCAGGAGAAGGAAUUUGAGAAGCAAAUAGCUGACGGCAAGCUGGAGGCUGCACUUGCCGCUGCCGCGCAGGCGCAUGCAGCAGCAGCGGCUGCAGCUGCGGCCUCGUCAAGUGCCGGUGCCUCGACUAGUCAAGCUCAGAAUUUGAGCACGAAACCUAACCCCUUGCAAGGAACACCGCAGCGCAGUGGAACCAGCACGCCAACUGCCCGUAAGGCAGCGACUCCAGUUCCACCUCCUACGACGCCUUUGCCGAAAGCUAGUGCAACGUCCUCAUCUUCGACCUCGAAUCCUUCUUCACUGAAGAAAUCGAGUAGCGCUCCAGGAUUGAAUAUGGCGGCAAUGCAACAGCAGAUGGCAGCCAUGCAACAACUGGUUCGCGCUAAUCCAAUGAUGGCGAUGGCAGCAAGUCAAAUGGCUGGUGCUGCUGCUGCAGGCAACCCUAUGGCAAGUAUGAUGCAGCAGAUGUGGAACCCCAUGAUGUUGCAGGCAGCCGCGACUCAGAUGCGUUUGCAACAGCAGCAAGCACAGCAACAGGCAAGUCAGCCAAAUAUGGCAAUGUCGAUGCUUGCGCAGGCUGUGCAGCAUGCGCAGUCGUCAGGAUUAUCUGGUCAAAACAAUAGCGCCAUUGCUCAAUUAGCUGCUGCAGCUGCAAUGAAUCCGGCGUUGAUGAACAAUCCGCAGUUACUACGACAAAUCCAGCAGAUGCAAAGCCGUGGACUGAUCGAAUCACUGCAGAGGAAGAAGUAA